AUGGCCGGUCGGGCGUCCAGUUCGGCAACCCCGUGGAACCGUCGUACCUCCCGGCUGUCACUGGCAAGCUCCGCGUUCUCCACAGCGGAGUCCUACAACUCAUUCCACCUUCUCGCUGAGCACGCGGGCGCGACGUGGCGAGAGCUCUGGCGCACACGCAUGCUUCUCAUCGACGCGCUCAACUGGGCCCAGUCGGCCGCGGCGGCCGCCCAAUCAGCUGAUCAGCAGAAGCAUCACGUGCUCGCCACCGGUCAGCUGACCUCGAUGAUGAUGGCCUACUUGAUGGGGCAGCAGCAGCAGCAGCAGACGGCCGACGCCACGUUGGACCAGGGUGGCGCGAGCGGGCCAGCCAACACGCCGGACUCGGUCAUGAUGGCCGCGUUGAUGGCAGCCACCGCCGCAGCGCAAGCCGCCAUGCAACAGGGCCAACAAACCCACCACCACCAGGCAGCGCCGACCCCGGGGAAAGCCGUGCCAUGCUUCAACGCGCACUCCUCAGCGGUUACGCCGCCCCUUCUUCACUCCGCUGCCUCGGCGUACCCUGCGUCGGCACCCCCACAAAGCCAGUUUUACCCGCGUUCGCCCCUGGCAGUCGGGUGCCAGCCGGACCUGCUCGUGGAUCACCAACGCGUGCGCAAUGUGCGCCACGACGUCGUCUGUCACCUGGACGCAGCGCCGUCCUCGUCUGUCGUCGUGUCUCCGCCAAGGUCUCCGUGGGACCUCCACCAGCCCCUUCCUCCGCCAACCAUGUGGGGGGGUGCAUCUCCCGCCGCCCCACCGGUUAUGGGGGCGUACGGCUUUGUGCCGCCCCCGCGUCUAAUGACCCAGCCUAUGGGUGGCUAUGAGGCCGUGGCAGCAUCGAAUCCCAAGGACAACGGUGAUGUCAACGGAUCGGAUGAGUUUGACUCGGAGGACGAGGUCAUGUCGACGAGUGGAGAGGAGGUCGAGAACAGGGAACGGAGGAACGGUGGAAGGGUCCACGCAGAUGUAGAUAACGACGACGACGAUGACGACGAGGACUACUGGAACUCCUUUCCGACGCCCGAGGGCCAACCAAGAGACCUGUUCGGCGGAGGAACGUCUGUCGACGCGGACGACGUAUCUAGCGUCAGCCAAAGCGCCAGUCAGGUGGUGGUUGUGGUGCAUGAUGGCGCCAAAUCACCGUCGUCGUCGCCGCCACCACCACCGCCAAAGCAGCAGCCCUAA
Mesocestoides corti is the source of this 1206-nucleotide messenger RNA. Lineage: Eukaryota; Metazoa; Platyhelminthes; Cestoda; Cyclophyllidea; Mesocestoididae. The record is from the annotation of a GenBank genome assembly.